This is a messenger RNA of Nothobranchius furzeri (turquoise killifish), 1587 nucleotides long. RefSeq names its product cAMP responsive element modulator a (gene crema). NCBI's taxonomy places the organism in Eukaryota, Metazoa, Chordata, Actinopteri, Cyprinodontiformes, Nothobranchiidae. Gene Ontology annotation, cellular component: ATF4-CREB1 transcription factor complex; nucleus. Gene Ontology annotation, biological process: regulation of transcription by RNA polymerase II. The record is from RefSeq and is a predicted model, not a curated record. Gene Ontology annotation, molecular function: RNA polymerase II cis-regulatory region sequence-specific DNA binding; DNA-binding transcription factor activity, RNA polymerase II-specific; protein binding.
UCUUUGACGUUAAACUGAGACGUCGGGCGACAUUUUCAGCACAGCAUCAUUAGUGCUGACGUGGGAGCUACGUGAGCGAAGGCAAGGCACGCAGGCUGUCCACCCAUAUAUACUGUCAUUAGUGACGAAUCAGACUACGUAAAAACUUCGGCCACCAUGGAUAUGUCAGUGUCGCCUCAGCUGGAGAGCAGUUUAAAUGACACAGUGACAGAUGGAGAAGAGAAUCACAGUGAAGCUGGUUCGUCUCCUGCAUCCUCCACUCAGGUUUUAAUAGGAGAAGAUUCAGCUGUGACUGUUGUUCAGCUGUCAGACGGCCAAACCGCGCAGGUCCAAGGAGUCAUCCAAGCCCCUCAGAACUCUGUGAUUCAGGCGCCACAGGUCCAGACCGCUCAGAUCGCUACGGUGGCUGAGCUGGAGGAUGACGAGUCCGCUUCAAACACGCAGAAGAGACGGGAGAUUCUCUCCAGGCGUCCGUCUUAUCGAAAAAUUCUAAACGAGCUUUCGUCAGAUUCACCGGCUGUUCCUAAAAUUGAGGAAGAAAAAGGAGAAGAUGAGGCACCAGUUUCCAGCAGCCCCUCAGCAUCACUGCCAAACUCCAUCUACCAGACCAGCUCAGGACAAUUCAUUGCCAUCACUCAGGGAAGAGCCAUCCCUCUGACCAGUCCUGCAGUUGAAGCCCUCCAGGGGGCCCAGACCCUAACAGUAACCGGUUCCCCCACCCCACAACCAGGAGCUGCUGUCCUGCAGGCUGCAGAGACCCCACACCAGUUCUACCUCCAGGGAGGACAGGUUCUCAUCCAAGCCGCCACCGGAGACAUCCCCGCAUACCAGCUGAGGUCGCCCAACUCGGGCCUGGCUCAGAGCAUCGUGAUGGCGGCGUCUCCGAGCAGCAUGCAGAGCCCCUCGUCACAACACGCCGAAGAGGUCACCCGCAAGAGGGAGGUCAGGCUGAUGAAGAACAGGGAGGCAGCGCGGGAAUGUCGCAGGAAAAAGAAAGAAUACGUCAAAUGUCUGGAAAACCGCGUGGCCGUGUUGGAAAACCAAAACAAGACGCUGAUUGAAGAGCUGAAAGCACUGAAGGACAUUUACUGCCACAAAAGCGAGUAACAGCGCUACUUGUGGCCGCUGCCUGAAGACAGUUUAUAGACUAUGAUGUCAUAUCAACGACAAAAAGACUCCAGAACAAAAACUGCUUUAAACGUCGUCGUCUGUUUGCUCGCUCAGGCCGGAUUUACGCCAAAUAACGUGUCGUGGAGCGUUCAGACAGCUUGCUCUUGUUCCUAUCUUGUGCUCUUUGCAUGUGAAGUGAUGUACACACGCCUGCUGUUGCUGUCGUGCACGGAGUCCAGCCAGCCAAUCAGAGCCAUUCGAGGAAGAGGAACAGGAAGAAGGGACGCAGGUGCUUCCUGGAAACUCAGCGCUCCUCCAGAGAGGAUUACAGAGCCGUAGGAAGAGGGUCAUCCAGGUCAGAUCCACCACCAGCUGCAAAUCUACGUGUGUUCACCUGAUGAUGAUGUAAUCGUGGCUUCUGUUUUCUGUUGUUGCAUUCCCAUGAAGUAAAGCACAAAUAAGGAGAAACAUCAAGAA